AAAGCCAAUGAUGAUGAGUCCAAUGCAGAUCCGGAUGUGGAUAUUGACGAUAUCUUACGGCGCGCUGAAACCCGCGAUACUGAUGCCGUUGCCGGGACUUGUAACCCCGCUAGCACAUUGUUAUCAUCCUUCAAAGUUGUCACCCUAGACAAUCUUGAACAGGAUGAGGAGAAAGUGAUUGUCGAUCCCCUUAUGCGCCCCUCAACCGGUACCAAUCAAGCUAAGUUGUGGGACCAAAUAAUACCAUCAGAAUUCAGAGACAAGGUUAGUAAUGAACGUACUAAGCAGGAACUUUUGGACCUAGAACUUGGACCUCGCCGCCGUAAACAAGUUAAAGCCUUCCAGGCUGGAGUCGAAGGUGACACAUCUUCUUCAUCAGACAACGAUAGUCGGCAUAGUGAUACUUGCUUGAAUACCAAACUAACGGAUAAAGAAAUCCGAGCUCUCGUUCGAGCUGUCAGGCGAUUUGCACGUCCUCUUGAAAGAAUUGAAGCCAUUGCCACUGAAGCUGAGCUUCCUGAUAAGACGGAAAGGGAGGUUCGCGAGGUUGUGGAUGCGGUUCUUAAGGGUUGCAGAGCUGCAAUGGAGUCUUCUUUAACUUUAGCGGAAAAAAAUGGCUUUAAUGAUAUGAGUGGAAAAAGUUGUGCAAGUGGAGGCAAGGGUCCUGUCUUUUUAUUUGGGCGGGUUGCUGUUGCCGCAAAGCCACUUCUACAAAGUUUGCAGGAUCUCGAAGUCCUUCAUCAGUGUUUACCUUCUACUAAUAAGGAGUCUCGCAUCAAUUACCAACUGCCUUUCGUACCGAAGCCUGUAUCUUGGUCGUGCCACUGGGAUUCCCAUGAUGACGUGCGCCUACUGGCAGGCGUCUAUGAGCACGGAUACGAUAACUGGGAAGCUAUCAAAUUAGAUUCUGAUUUAGGUUUGGGGGCAAAGCUUCUUCCCGUUUCUUCUACUGAGAAGCCUCAGGCUAAUCAUGUCAGAACACGAGUGGACUAUCUACUAAAGGUGCUCUCUAAGGAUCAUGCUGGUGAAGUCUCUCGCGCUCACGCUGGAUGUGCAUCAGGUCGCAAGUCUAGGGUGGCUGAUGAUGUGAAACCAAUUGAGCGUCAUAAACGCAAGUCCGAUCAGUUCACCUAUACCCAUAAGCCUCGUAAUGAUAGGGACUCGUACUGUGUUGGUGUAAAGCCAAAGUCUGCAGAAUUUAUUGACUCUGAGGAUUCUUCCACAUCAUCUGAUAACCUGGCCCUCAUUGGAACAAUGUCCCAGCCUACUAGUUAUCACUCCACUACAAAGAAUGAA
This is a messenger RNA of Protopolystoma xenopodis, 1296 nucleotides long. NCBI's taxonomy places the organism in Eukaryota, Metazoa, Platyhelminthes, Monogenea, Polystomatidea, Polystomatidae. The record is from the annotation of a GenBank genome assembly.